Castor canadensis (American beaver) is the source of this 1653-nucleotide messenger RNA. It is a transcript of the gene Hao1, whose product is annotated as hydroxyacid oxidase 1. Gene Ontology annotation, molecular function: oxidoreductase activity; FMN binding. The record is from RefSeq and is a predicted model, not a curated record. Lineage: Eukaryota; Metazoa; Chordata; Mammalia; Rodentia; Castoridae.
GGUUGUGAUAACCUGUGAAAAUGUUUCCACGGCUAGUUUGUAUUAAUGAUUAUGAAGAACAUGCUAAAUCAGUACUUCAGAAGUCUGUAUAUGACUAUUAUAGGUCUGGGGCAAAUGAUCAGGAAACUUUGGCUGAUAAUAUUACAGCAUUUUCCAGAUGGAAGCUCUAUCCACGGGUGCUGCGGAAUGUUGCUGAAAUUGACCUGUCAACUUCUGUUUUAGGACAGAGGGUCAGCAUGCCAAUAUGUGCUGGGGCCACCGCCAUGCAGUGCAUGGCUCAUGUGGAUGGGGAGCUUGCAACUGUGAGAGCCUGUCAGACCCUGGGAACUGGUAUGAUGCUGAGUUCCUGGGCCACCUCCUCAAUUGAAGAAGUGGCAGAGGCUGGCCCUGAGGCACUUCGCUGGCUGCAACUGUACAUCUACAAGGACCGGGAGGUCACCAAGCAGCUAGUGAAGCGAGCUGAGCACAUGGGCUAUAAAGCCAUAUUCGUGACUGCAGACACACCUUACCUGGGCAACCGCUUUGAUGACGUGCGUAACAGGUUCAAGCUGCCACCACAACUCAGAAUGAAAAAUUUUGAAACAAAUGAUUUAGCAUUUUCUCCUAAAGAAAAUUUUGGAGACAACAGUGGACUUGCAGCAUAUGUGGCAAAAGCAAUAGACCCAUCUCUCAGCUGGGAAGAUGUUAAAUGGCUCAGAAGACUGACAUCACUGCCCAUUGUCAUGAAGGGUAUUUUAAGAGGCGAUGAUGCUAGGGAGGCAGUUAAACAUGGAGUGAAUGGAAUCUUGGUGUCCAAUCAUGGGGCUCGACAACUAGAUGGAGUACCAGCCACUAUUGAUGUCCUGCCAGAAAUUGUGGAGGCUGUGGAAGGGAAAGUGGAAGUUUUCCUGGAUGGGGGUGUGAGAAAGGGUACAGAUGUUCUGAAAGCCCUGGCUCUAGGUGCUAGGGCUGUGUUUGUGGGGAGACCCAUCAUCUGGGGCUUGGCAUUCCAGGGUGAGAAAGGUGUUCAAGAUGUCCUUGAGAUACUCAAGGAAGAAUUUCGGUUGGCUAUGGCUCUGAGUGGGUGCCAGAAUGUGAGAGUCAUCGACAAGACAUUGGUGAGGAAAAAUCCUUUGGCUGUUUCCAAGAUCUGACAGUGGACAAUAUUUUCCCAUCUGUUUUAUUUUUUUCAGCAUGUAUUACUUGACAAAGAGACACUGUGCAGAGGGUGACCACAGUCUGUAAUUCCCCACUUCGAUACAAAGGGUGUCGUUCUUUUCCAACAAAAUAGCAAUCCCUUUUAGUUCAUUGCUUUUGACUUUUCAAUGGGAGUCCUAGGAACCUUUUAGAAAGAAAUGGACUUGCAUCCUGGAAAUAUAUUAACUGUUAAAAAGAAAACAUUGAAAAUGUGUUUAGACAACGUCAUCUCCUGGCAGACUAAAGUGCUGGGAAACAAAAGAUAUCUUUUGGUAAAAUAGAAGGUAGUGAAUACUGAAGUUAAAAGAUAAUGAUCUCACUGUUCAUUACCCUACAUUAUGCUUAGAUAGCCUCAAAACAGUGGCUCCUAAAUUGUAAGCUCAGGUUGGAAUGUUGGAAAUGCCUGGGGAAACAUGAGAUUUGAAUUCCCAACACAGAAGGUAGCACUGGGUAGAAUGGGAAUGGAUGGUGGUAGUU